Molecule: messenger RNA, 542 nt
Organism: Rubroshorea leprosula
Lineage: Eukaryota; Viridiplantae; Streptophyta; Magnoliopsida; Malvales; Dipterocarpaceae
Source: the annotation of a GenBank genome assembly
GCAGCAGUCUUUGGCGGUGGCUCUUUGGCAGGGUUUCUAGGGUUUGAGAUUGUCUGCAAAGACCCGUUCAACUGCUCCGUCGAGAUGGUUCUUCAGAAUGAUAUCGAUUUGCUCAAUCCUCCGGCCGAGCUGGAGAAGAAGAAGCACAAGCUCAAGCGUCUUGUGCAGUCCCCGAACUCGUUCUUCAUGGAUGUCAAGUGCCAGGGUUGCUUCCAAAUAACAACUGUGUUCAGCCAUUCGCAAACAGUGGUGGUGUGUGGGAACUGCCAGACAGUGUUGUGCCAACCUACAGGAGGACGUGCUAGGCUAACAGAGGGAUGCUCUUUUAGGAGAAAGGCAGAUUGACUUUUGUAAUGUCUCAGUUUUGCACUUGCCUGUUUGGUAAUGUUAGAAGGGUUACUUAUGCAUUAUGUCCUAAUGAUUUGAGCUAAGGAUCUGGAUCAUAUGUUGGUUUAGUUUUUCUUGGAGAGUUGCUCUUAUCUUUUAUGUAAUGUUCAAACUAUGCUUUAAACAUCUGUUAUUGACUUAUUAGUUGUUUUUGG